CUCACGUUCCAUAACUGGGGUGGCCAGGCUUUAUUCCAGGGUGGCACCGGCCGCUUUUGGCUUCCUCUUCACCUCCUGUUUUCGGGCUUGAGGAGUGCUGGCCUGGACGCUUGUUUUCCACAGGUGGAGGAAUGUGGAGGAGAAACGGAGCAGCCGAGGCAGAGACACAGUCUGUUCCGUGGACCGAGUGAUAUCCGACUGAAAGUCCCUUCGCUUUUAGCCAGCUGCUCAAAUCACGCGGACGUUUUUUCGGAUUUCGUGGCAGCGUCGACAAAAUGCUGCGUUUCAAAUGCGCGUGGGUUCUUCUGUGUCUCGCGGCUGUCAGAGGCUUUUGGCACCGCUCAGAUGUAUCAGCUGUUAUACAUGGAGGCCUGUCACGCCCAGGUUUCAUCAGAUCUCUCAAGGAAGCCAACAUGAUGUUCGAGUUCUUACUGAGUGGACUUGUGAUUGAUGUGGACAACAACGUUGCCAUGAGGGACCAAGAAAUGGCCUCCACGAGGCAGGGCCGAGCUUUCUUAGCCCUUAUAAAUGAUAACAUCCCCAAGACUGUGCCAGCAAUGGAGGAGCUACUGAUCGCUCUCGAGGAUGAAGAGAAGUCCUUCAGUCAGUCCAGUUUUGAGACCCUCAUCCUGGGGAUCAUCUAUUCAGCCUACCAGGUCCAGAAACAAGAGGUUGAGAGGCAGGAAGUUCAACAGAAAGCUUGGGCAGAUGUCCUUGGGCGCCUGGCAAAUGUUACUUUCGUUCAUCUACGCAGCUACUGACUGCCACAAAUACAGAAAGCAAUCGCAGCUUCCAGGCUAUGUUUUCAGUCCUUCUCCUUUCUAAGUACUCAUGAUACCAUGUGAUUCUGACAUGCAGUAAUGUGUACAAGUUACCUGUUUCUCAGCACCAGGGCUAAAGCAGACAUAUAUUUAACAAAAAGUUGCAGAAGAUUCAUGUUUUUCCGUCUUGUGCUCCAUUCAUCUUCAACGAAAUCUUCAGGGAUACUUUUCCAUGUUCCUGAACACCUCCAAAGUUCAGGCUUAAAAGUUGGUUGCAUUUUCUGUUCCUCAUGAUCCGAGUAAUCCCAGCGCUCUAGUGUUUGGAAGUCCAGUUUCUGUGUUUUAUGUUUCCUGCUUUUUUCUGAUGCUGAGAAAUUAAGAACUUGUACUUCAUGGCUAUUCUGACAGGAAAUCAAACAAAUUUUGCACAAUACUAUAUAUUCCUUAUUCUGAAAUAACUGCCUGUAUACUAAAGAAAAUGAUUCCAGGUUUCUUUUUAUGUAGAAAAGUACCAAGUUUAUUAUAUUCGAAGAGAAAAAAUGUACAAUGCUUUAAUAUGAACAAGAACAAAAUGUUUAACUUUGAAAACUUUUUUUUUUCUCGCAUAAAAACAAAAUGUUGCUGUAUAAGAUUUGUAACACUGCUUUACAGUAAAAUGACCUUUGUAAAUAAAGCAGCGGUGGCCAACUACG
Pygocentrus nattereri (red-bellied piranha) is the source of this 1453-nucleotide messenger RNA. RefSeq names its product protein FAM180A. The record is from RefSeq and is a predicted model, not a curated record. The transcript has 3 exons. NCBI's taxonomy places the organism in Eukaryota, Metazoa, Chordata, Actinopteri, Characiformes, Serrasalmidae. Bases 276 to 761 code for a protein of 161 amino acids.